Molecule: messenger RNA, 4470 nt
Organism: Helianthus annuus (common sunflower)
Lineage: Eukaryota; Viridiplantae; Streptophyta; Magnoliopsida; Asterales; Asteraceae
Exons: 9
Coding region: 1-4470 (1489 amino acids)
Biological process (GO): DNA repair; telomere maintenance
Molecular function (GO): DNA helicase activity
Source: RefSeq, a predicted model, not a curated record
AUGUCAAAAAGAUCAAAUCACUCGCGUUCAUCUUCAAAGGAUCCGAAUUCAUUACAACAAAUAUUUAAGAGUCCUGUUAUUAGAACUCCUCUUUCAGAUAUCUCAAAUGUUAAUUCACCUGCUGAAAGGCGUAAGCUUCGAAAGAUAAUACUUGAUAACAAGAGAUCAAAGAAAUCGUCAUCAUCAACAAAUUCUUCUAAUAAUACUCACCGGAACAUAUACUCCAUUGGUCCUCAUACAAGUAUAAAUGAGACAAAUUCAUUAGUUUCAACCAUAACAGAUAACUCCAGCAAAUCUACACCGUCAAAUGAUAAUCUUCGAUAUUCCAUUUCUCCUCGCAUUAAUAUUAGUAACAAUCAAGUGGUAUUUGGUUCUACGUUUACAAUUACAAAGUUGUCUUCUGGUAAACGUAAGCUCGAGCAUAGGAAACGUGACACUACUCCUAUACCUAUGGUCAAUUUGGAUUCCGAUGAUGAUGAUGUUUUAGUCAGAGUGGAGGACCCUUAUAAGGGGGUAUCUAAAGAUUAUUUGGACCAUGGUGACCAAGUUCUUACAUGCGAAAUCUGUAGUGCAAAGUUAUGGACAUCAGAAGGUGGAAAAGGUCGAAUAACUAUGAAUAAGAUGUGUUAUAGUAUGUGUUGUGGGUAUGGUAAAGUUGAGCUACCGCCUUUAAAGGAUGCGCAUACGAAAACAAGCAAACCUUCGUCCUCUAAUGAUAAAGAGAUUGAUGUUGAAAUGAUACAUUUUUUGAGGGAUUUAUUAGAUUCAGAAAAUAUGCUGGUUAAGACAUAUAGAAUGGUCAGAGACCAUUUUCACGAAUCCCCAGAGGCCAACCUUAAACUUCGUCUUAUGUAUAAAAGAGAAAAAGAUGGCCGAACAUAUAACUUACCAACCACGUCGGAAGUUGCUGCUUUGGUUCUUGUCGAGACUCAGUCUGGAAUGUUGCAGCGUAUUAGCGAAUUACAUCCAUCGUAUCUUGCUCUGCAAUAUCCGUUGCUUUUCCCAUAUGGUGAUGAUGGAUAUAGAAUUGAUAUUCCCCAUAGAGAUUUAAUUGCGACACAAAAGAAAAUAAAGCCAAAGUGCACGGUGAGAGAAUUUUUUGCAUAUAGGUUCCAAGAUAGAAAUUAUGGUUUUUCCUUAAUUCUUAACGGAAGAAGGUUGUUACAACAAUUUUUGGUUGACGCAUAUACGAUGAUCGAGAGCGAGAGACUACAUUACAUUAGAAGACAACAAACAAAACUCCGAUCUGAAACAUUUGAAAAUCUUAAGAAGCAUAAAGAUAAAGGUAAACAAACUUUAAAAGACACUGGAAAGCCUGUUAUACUACCUUCUUCAUUUACUGGUGGUGCAAGAUUCAUGCAACAAAACUACCUCGAUGCAAUGGCCUUAUGUAAGUCUUACGGGUACCCAGAUUUCUUCAUAACUAUAACUUGUAAUCCUAAGUGGCCAGAAGUAAAACGAUUUCUAAAAGAUUCCACCAUCAAAGCUGAGGACAGGCCUGACAUACUGUGUCGAUUGUUUAAAAUGAAGCUCGGUUCAAUAAUCAAAGAUUUGAAGGAUUCUAAUUACCUCGGUGAGAUUAAUGCUGUUGUUUAUACAGUAGAAUUCCAGAAGCGUGGUCUUCCUCAUGCACAUAUAUGCUUAUUUAUGAAUGUCGAUCACAAACUUCCUACUGUAGAUCACAUAGAUCCAUUUAUAUCGGCUGAGAUUCCUGAUAAAAAUCAAGAUCCCGAAGUUUAUUCUUUGGUAAGUGAUUAUAUGAUUCACGGUCCAUGUGGAAAUGCUAAUUUGAAGUGUCCUUGCAUGGUUGAUAAAAGAUGUUCAAAAAAUUUUCCAAAGAAAUUUUCAUCACAUACAACUGUUGAUUCAAAUGGUUUCCCUGUAUACCGAAGACGAGAUUCCGGCCACACAGUUAUAAAAUCUGGUGUUAGAUUGGACAACAGAAGCGUUGUUCCAUAUAACAAAAGGCUUCUCAAAAGAUAUCAAGCACACAUCAAUGUAGAAUGGUGUAAUCAAUCUGGUUCAGUUAAAUAUUUGUUCAAGUAUAUUAAUAAAGGCCCUGAUAUGGCUACUGCUGUUGUUUCUGGUGUUUCAAAUCCAAGCAUUAAGGAUAAGCCAAGAGAUGAGAUCAAGGAAUAUUAUGAUUGUAGAUAUAUUUCAGCUUGUGAGGCAUCAUGGAGAAUAUUCUCAAACGAGGUUCAUUAUAGGUAUCCUGCAGUUAUGAGGCUUCCCUUUCAUAUGCCGGGUCAACAGAAUGUUGUUUAUGGUGCGGAUGACGAUAUUGAUAAUGUGUUAAGCAAACCUUCAGUUGCUUCUUCAAUAUUUGUUGAAUGGAUGAAAUUAAACGAGUCAAAUGAAAAUGCUAGAAAGUUGACUUAUGUGGAGUUUCCAUCAAAAUUUGUUUGGAAACUUCAAGAUAGAUGUUGGCAGGUACGUAAGACGUACCAAACUGUUGGCCGUAUACAUUCUGUGUCUCCUGCGUUAGGCGAACCUUAUUUUUUGAGGAUACUUCUGAAUAAAGUUAGAGGGCCCAGAUCCUUCGAGGAAAUACGUACUGUUAACGGUCAGUUAUUCCCGACUUUUAGAGAUGCUUGCUACGCAAUGGGGCUGUUAGAUGAUGACAAUGAGUACGUUGAGGCCAUUAAAGAAGCAAGUUUCGAAGGACAUGCUGGGUAUCUCCGAGCGUUAUUUGCUACAUUGUUGUUGUCAAAUACACUUUCACGUCCAGAGUUUGUGUGGGAGAACACGUGGAAAUACUUAGCAGAUGAUAUUUUAUACAGACGUCAAAAAGAAACAAAUAUUUCAGGUUUAGUGCUUCCAAAACAUCAAGUUAAAAACCUUACUUUGUUGGAAAUUGAAAAAUAUUUAGUUUCGAAUGGUUCGUCGUUACGAGGUUUUAACACGAUGCCUUUUCCUGAUGAUGAUUCGUCACGUGAUGUUACUAAUCGUCUAAUCAAUGAAGAGCUAUCACAUGACGUAGAUGAAGUACAAACUGAGUUUAAUAAGUUGCAUCAAUGUCUGACAGAUGAACAACGAGCUGUUUUUGACGAAAUAAUGGCAGCAGUUGCAAGCCGUAAAGGAGGGUUAUUUUUUGUCUAUGGGUACGGUGGAACUGGAAAAACUUUCUUAUGGAAGACUUUGGCUUCUGCAGUUCGAUGUAGAGGUGAGAUAGUUUUAAAUGUUGCUUCAAGUGGUAUUGCUUCAUUAUUACUUUCUCGUGGAAGGACAACCCAUUCUCGGCUCCAUAUCCCAAUUAAUCUCACUGAAGAUUCCAUGUGUCAUAUUAAGCCAAAUAGUGAUAUUGCCAAUUUAUUAAAAGAAACUCAAUUGAUCAUAUGGGACGAAGCACCGAUGGUCCAUAAACAUGCAUUUGAAGCUUUAGAUAGGACUAUGUCUGACGUGUUUACUGAUGGUAGGAGUAGUCGAUUUGAUGUUCCGUUUGGAGGGAAAGUUUUUGUAUUCGGCGGUGACUUUAGACAAAUCCUACCAGUUAUUCCUAAUGGUACUAGACAACAAAUAGUUUGUGCCUCUUUAAGCUCUUCAUAUAUAUGGUCAAAGUGCAAACUGUUAAGGUUGACUAAAAACAUGCGCCUAACAAUUGGAGCUGAUAGUUCUGAUAUGGACUCUAUUAGGGAUUUUGCGAAAUGGCUGCUUGAUAUUGGGGAAGGUAAGUUGGGAGAUGAUAACGAUGGUGAAGCAAUUAUUGAGAUACCUGAUGAUCUAUUAAUCACCGAUAGUUCUGAUCCAAUACAAAGCUUAAUUGACUUCGUCUACCCUUCAAUUAUGGAACAAUUUCGGAAUCCUGGUUUUUUUUCUGAACGAGCAAUUCUAGCACCAAAAAAUGACGUAGUUCAUGAAAUUAACGAUCGAUUGCUUUCGUUAUUUCCAGGUGAUGCUAAAGAGUAUUUGAGUUCCGAUAGCAUAUGUCAAACUGAACAAAUGCUUGAUUCAUUUCAAGAAGGUUUAUACUCAACAGAAAAUUUGAAUGCUCUUAAGAUUUCUGGGUUGCCUAAUCAUAGAUUAGUUCUUAAAGUUGGUGUUCCUGUCAUGCUUCUUCGCAACAUCGAUCAACAGAAAGGUUUAUGUAACGGUACAAGGCUAAAAAUUACUUUUCUAGGCAAACAAGUAAUAGAAGCUGAAGUAAUAUCUGGCGGUAAUAUCGGCACAAGAGUUUUCAUUCCAAGGCUCAAUAUGAUUCCGCCUGACAAAAAAAUACCAUUUGAAUUUCAAAGAAGACAAUUUCCUCUAUCAGUUUGUUUUGCCAUGACAAUUAACAAGAGUCAAGGCCAAUCCUUAUCAAAAGUUGGUCUUUAUUUGAAAGAUCCGGUGUUCACUCAUGGUCAGUUGUAUGUGGCAUUAUCAAGGGUCAAGACCAGAGAAGGAGUUAAAAUAUUGAUAUUCGAUGCUGAUGGAAAACCAACAAAUAAGACGUCCAAUGUGGUUUAUAAAGAAGUCUUUGGUAGCUUAUAA